Messenger RNA from Sphaeramia orbicularis (orbiculate cardinalfish), 1535 nucleotides. It is a transcript of the gene psme3, whose product is annotated as proteasome activator subunit 3. Gene Ontology annotation, biological process: regulation of G1/S transition of mitotic cell cycle; regulation of proteasomal protein catabolic process; positive regulation of endopeptidase activity. The transcript has 10 exons. The record is from RefSeq and is a predicted model, not a curated record. The coding region runs from base 115 to 885 and encodes 256 amino acids. NCBI's taxonomy places the organism in Eukaryota, Metazoa, Chordata, Actinopteri, Kurtiformes, Apogonidae. Gene Ontology annotation, cellular component: proteasome activator complex; cytoplasm; nucleoplasm. Gene Ontology annotation, molecular function: endopeptidase activator activity.
UUAUCUUCGUCAUCUUUAAGCUCAUAAGUGUGGCUGACAACUGAUAAGCCACACGUUUACAACUGAAUUUAAUGCUGUUGGGACAAUCGCUCCUUACCUAUUUGAUCACAUAAGAUGUCUUCACUUCUCAAGGUGGACAAUGAAAUUAAAACAAAGGUUGACGCUUUCAGGGAACGUAUCACCGCAGAAGCUGAGGACCUAGUGGCAAAUUUUUUCCCAAAGAAGUUACUGGAACUUGAUCACUUCCUUAAGGACCCCAUCAUAAACAUCACUGAACUGAAGGAGAUACAUUCAGAAAUAAACUUGACGGUGCCGGACCCAAUCUUGCUACCAAACCUGCAUGACGGUCUAGAAGCGCAAAAUGCAAAAAAGAGAAAGCUAGAAGAUGGAGGAGGAGAGGACAUGGUGACUGGUACCAAGGUCUUCGUUAUGCCUGGUGGGAUGAUGAAGAGCAACGCUAACCUUGUUGAUCUUAUUGAAAAAGUCAAACCAGAGAUCAGGACACUCAUAGAGAAAUGUAACACAGUCAAAAUGUGGGUUCAGUUGCUCAUCCCCAGAAUAGAGGACGGCAACAACUUUGGAGUGUCAAUCCAGGAGGAGACAGUAGCUGAACUCAGAACAGUCGAAGGGGAGGCGGCAUCCUACCUCGAUCAGAUAUCAAGAUACUACAUCACAAGAGCAAAGCUGGUUUCUAAAAUAGCAAAAUAUCCACAUGUGGAGGAUUAUCGGCGCACAGUAACAGAGAUCGACGAGAAGGAAUACAUCAGUCUGAAGAUCAUAGUAUCGGAGCUCAGAAAUCAAUACGUAACGUUACAUGACAUGAUUCUGAAGAACAUUGAGAAGAUCAAGAGGCCUCGAAGCAGUAAUACUGACGCAUUGUACUGAUGUUCACCUAGCCGUCACAGCCUCCACCUCUCAUCCUCCGCCCCCCGUCUCCCCGCCAUGUCUGUCAAGCUGCAGUAGCCUGGUCCAGGUCCACAGGACGACUACUAGACGUUCACAUCCUUCAGUACAAUCAACUCAGCCCAGUACACACAUAGAUGUCAUAGAUGGACACUAUACACACAUUCAUGUUUUUUUUUUUUUUUUUUAUCUGUAAAAUAUCUUCUUAUUUUAAACCUUUUGAAGACAUCAUUAUUCUCUCAGAAAACAGAGAGAUAGUUCAUAGACAAUGGAAAUGCGCUAUGUAUUUUUUAAUUUUAAUUAAACAUUUUCUCCUCAGAUCUUUUGUGAUAUGGCUUCUUCUAUAGCUCUUGAGAAAUUCAGGAGCGUGCCCAUGUGUUUCAAGCCCAUUGCGUCAGUGAAUGCUUAAAAACAAACAAACUCAUUUUGUUUUUUUAUUUAAGAUAUUAGACUUCUGUCAUGAUGGUCAAUUACAGUCUAACAUAUCAAAGCUCUUCUUUUAAUGAUAGAGAUUAAGUAAUGAAGUUAUCUAUGAAUACCAAGGCUUAUUGUCUGCGUGAAUAUAAAGUGUCACCAAAGUAUCUCCUAUGUUACAAGGCAUUGACUAUUGAAUAAAAUGUUUUUUGAUAAGA